AGAAGAAGGGGGAGAGCCCAGCCCAGACAAGGUGUGGGGGAGGAAAGGCAGCACCCAGUAGCAAAGGCCACCCUGUGCCGCAGCCUUAGCCGAAACCGCAUCUCUGGGAAAGGGCUCCUUGCUGCCUGUUUGUAUCCCUGAGUCACCACAGACCCCCACCCUCCAACGUGGGAUGUUAACCUCGACCCAAUAUGGAGAUUAGCUGCAGAGCCGAAGCAGAGUCCCAAAGGAGCUUCGGUUCUGCAGAAUCUGUACAGCCUUCUUCACCGUGCACUGACCAGACGUUGGGGCUCGGGAAAUCCGAGCUGAGGACCGGAAUUCCUCAAGGAGUCACUCAGGAGCGAGCCGUGACCAGCCGGAGAGAGUGACACGUCGGUACUCAGGCCCGCCCUCCUCACCAUCCUCACCUUCCCCACCUUCCCCUCACGUGCGCACAGGCAGUUCCCCAGAAGCGAGCCCUGUAGCUCUGCCAAAGACAAGCCUGUUGGGUUCCCGGGGGAGAAAAAAAAAAAAAAAAGCAACCACACAAAACCACUUCAGGCAAAGUCAACAGCGUUGAAAUCGUUACCUUGAAGAAACCCAGUGGAGAAGCGUGCAAAGAUGAAUGGCCCGGUGGACGGCUUGUGUGACCACUCUCUAAGUGAAGAAGGAGCCUUCAUGUUCACCUCAGAGUCUGUAGGAGAGGGACACCCGGACAAGAUCUGCGACCAGAUCAGUGAUGCCGUGCUGGAUGCCCAUCUGAGGCAGGACCCCAAUGCCAGGGUGGCCUGUGAGACGGUGUGUAAGACGGGCAUGGUGCUACUCUGCGGAGAGAUCACCUCCAUGGCCACAGUGGACUACCAGCGGGUGGUGAGAAGCACCAUCAGGCACAUCGGCUACGACGACUCCGCCAAGGGCUUUGACUUCAAGACCUGCAAUGUGCUGGUAGCUCUGGAGCAGCAGUCCCCGGAUAUUGCCCAGUGUGUACAUUUGGACAGAAACGAAGAAGACGUCGGGGCCGGAGACCAGGGUCUGAUGUUCGGCUAUGCCACCGACGAGACAGAAGAGUGUAUGCCCCUCACUAUUAUCCUUGCCCACAAACUCAAUGCCCGAAUGGCGGAACUCAGACGCUCCGGGGUCCUCCCCUGGCUGAGGCCUGACUCCAAGACCCAGGUGACAGUUCAGUACAUACAGGACAACGGCGCAGUCAUCCCCGUGCGCAUCCACACCAUCGUCAUCUCCGUGCAGCACAAUGAAGACAUAACGCUGGAGGACAUGCGCCAGGCCCUGAAGGAGCAGGUGAUCGAGGCCGUGGUGCCAGCCAAAUACCUGGACGAAGACACCGUUUACCACCUGCAGCCCAGCGGGCGGUUUGUCAUCGGAGGUCCCCAGGGGGAUGCGGGCGUCACUGGCCGCAAAAUUAUCGUGGACACCUAUGGCGGUUGGGGGGCGCACGGUGGAGGGGCCUUCUCCGGGAAGGACUACACCAAGGUGGACCGCUCGGCAGCUUAUGCUGCCCGCUGGGUGGCCAAGUCCCUGGUGAAAGCGGGACUCUGCCGGAGAGUGCUCGUGCAGGUUUCCUACGCCAUCGGUGUGGCUGAGCCACUGUCCAUUUCCAUCUUCACCUAUGGAACCUCUCAGAAGACAGAGAGAGAACUGCUAGAUGUGGUCAACAAGAAUUUUGACCUUCGGCCCGGGGUCAUCGUCAGGGACUUGGAUUUGAAGAAGCCCAUCUACCAGAAGACGGCGUGCUACGGCCAUUUUGGAAGAAACGAGUUCCCAUGGGAAAUUCCCAAGAAGCUCUUGUUUUAGAGCUGGUGGGAGUAGGGCCUGCCUCGCCCUGGAAGCUUCUGGAUUGGCACAUCUUGUCCAGGACCCCAACUCUCAGAUGUCCCAGACCCAGGGCCCUGACCGCUCCCCCCCCCCCACCGCUGCAGGGAGUGCCUUCCCCACCCACUGCCCCCUCCUGGACCAAGCUGCACCCCUAGGGCUAGCCCUGUGCUGUCGUCACUGUGAAUGGCAGGGGGCUUGCUGGUGCCUGGGGUCAGACCUCCUCAUGGCGGUAGUCACACUGUCCCCCUGCUUUUCCCUCAGACUGAGGCAAUGUUAAUUUAGUGGAAAAACCACCCCUGGAAGAGUAAAUCCCCCCACGCCUCCCCCAUGGCUGGUCCCCUCCUCCCUCACAGAUCUCAGGGAUCCUGGGUGUGCUGGCUGUGCCCUUCCCAUUUGUGGCCUGUGCCCUGAGCCAAAGGCCUUCACGGAGGCAUCUCAGGCUAGGCAUCCGGCAGGGACAGGAACAGGGGCUGACACCUGCUGAGCAGCUAUGGUGUGCGAGGGCCCGAGCCAAUUACUGACCUCGUUUCUUCUUCACCGCAACACGGUGAGGUGACACCUCAUUCCCACUUUCCAUAUGGGGAAACUGAGUCGCAGACCGCCUAGGUAACUUUCCCAAGGUCCUACAGCCACAUGUGUCAGGACCCACACGUGAUCCAGGGGCUUUGACUCGAGAGCCCGUACGCAGCCCCCAACGCUGUUCCCAUCUCAUGCCGGACGGAGGCCUGAGCAAUGAGCACGCGGAUUGAAAAGCAGCUCUGUGGUCUCUGUCCUGAAGACCUGAGCUUGCUGCUCACCUCUUGGUGAGCCCUGGGCAGGGAUAUGUGAAGUCAGGACAGAGAAGCAGCUUGUCCCAGCUCAGGUGGCCAGCCCCUUAGAUGGGUCCGGAACCCCGUAGCUUCCAGCCCUUCUCUCUUUGGCCUCUUGGUCUGAAUGCUGUUGGAAUAAGUGUGUGAGCCCCUCAGACGCCCCUUCCAGAGAGGCCACUCAUAAGGGCCGAAUAUCUAAUGUUAAGUAGUGACCCAGGUGGCGGAGCUGAACUCCUAGCGGUAGACAAGUUGGCUGAAGUGUCGUGAGGAGAUUCUGCCUUUGCCAGGUGGCUCCCGGGGCACAGCCCUCAAGGGGCCUGAGUGGUCCUCGGUGCGCUAAGGUCUUGGAAGCUGCACGUUCACCUGCCUUUCCGUCCCUGGCCAGCCCUGCCUCCCCCACCUGUCAGCCUGGGCCGCUGACAGCAGUGUCUCUGCCUUCUCCCUAGCUGCCCAGACCACAGGCUCAGGUAGGGGCCCCCAAGGGUCCCUUAGAGCACUGAGGUCUGGGCUUUGGUCCAGGGUCCAUGGCGCUGGUUCUGGCUGAACCAGGCAGCCCAAGAACCCUCAUCUGGGAGCAGACGGCCCGCAUCUGGGCUCCAGGCCUGACGCACAAAGACCCCAAGCUUUUCUCCUUACGUCAGGGAAAAGGCAGCUCUUCAGGGGAGAAAAAGAAGGCCGAUUUACCACCAAAACCUAGAGCUCGUGUCCGCUCCCAGCAAGUCUCAAGCUCCCUCCAGGAGAGGGAGGCACAAGCUUGCAGGCGGUCAAUACCUCCCACCCAAGCCCUAUUCAAAGUGAAAAUUCAGAAUUGCAUGGUUGCCCCUCCCCCCCGGAGAUAAAAGAUCUUUUUUUGGACAUUGUUGAUAUGAAACUCGAACCUUUAUGUGUUAAUAGUUCCUGCUGGGACAGUGAAUAAACAACUACUCUGUGCUCGG
Molecule: messenger RNA, 3556 nt
Organism: Panthera uncia (snow leopard)
Lineage: Eukaryota; Metazoa; Chordata; Mammalia; Carnivora; Felidae
Gene: MAT1A
Product: methionine adenosyltransferase 1A
Exons: 10
Coding region: 601-1791 (396 amino acids)
Biological process (GO): S-adenosylmethionine biosynthetic process
Cellular component (GO): cytosol
Molecular function (GO): methionine adenosyltransferase activity; ATP binding
Source: RefSeq, a predicted model, not a curated record